AUGAUUAACGACAGCGACGGUCCUAAGCGCCGAACAGACACUUACACAGUCUCGACCAGCAAUUCCCGCGACGCCAGCAAUGCCACCGGGUCGCCCAAGUCUGCACUUGCCCACAACUCCUCACAAAAAGAGGAUACCAAUGCCAGCGUACUCGCGGCAGCCGCGCAUGCGGUGGUGCCCAAUUGGGCGAAUUUUGUCCUUAUGGUCUUUCUGAUUUUGGGGGGCUGCUGCACCAAUGUCUUCGCCCUCGAAGCAAUCAUCAAAGAACAACCCACCGCUGGUCCCUUGAUAACAUUCGCCCAAUUCGCCCUCUGCGCUCUAUUCACACUACCGCAUUUCAUCUCCCCCUCCGCCGGACUCUCCGCGCUCUUCAUCAAGCCCCGAGCCAUCCCCCUCCGCUCGUGGCUAAUAUACACCGCAUACUUCGUCUCAGUCAACCUCCUCAACAACUGGGCCUUCGCAUACAAGAUUUCAGUGCCCUUGCAUAUAAUUCUCCGCUCCGGCGGCCCUGUCGCAUCAAUGAUCGUCGGAUGCCUAUUCAACGGCCGGCGCUACUCUCGCGGCCAGAUUCUUUCCGUCGCUAUGCUGACCGUCGGCGUGAUGGCCGCGGCGCUAGCGGACGCACAGGCAAAGGGCCAGUCCCUAGAAAUCGGGUUGGACGGAGAGGGGGACGGCGAGGCCAUGAAAAACACGAUUAUCGGAUUCAGCAUUCUCGCGCUGGCUAUGGUCCUCUCGGCGUUUCAGGGUAUCUAUGCCGAUAGACUUUAUGCGUUUUACGGCCGUGAUCACUGGAAAGAAGCACUCUUCUACUCGCAUGUGCUUUCGCUCCCGAUUUUCUUUUCCAGCUGGACGACAAUGUAUUCGCAAUGGCGGGUUGUGGCUUCGUCGCCAUCGAUUCUGCAGCAUUUUGGAUUGGACUCGAAGACUAAUCCACUUUCUUCAAACAGUGGUAAUGCAUUCGCAUUCAUUCUGGAAAUAGUCUACACCUCUCCGCAGCUCCGGAGUAUCCUGAACCACAUCCCUAUUCAGGUAUCAUAUCUCAUCAUGAACGCAUUAACCCAAUACGUUUGCAUCCGGGGCGUGCAUCUCCUCUCAGCGAAAUCAUCUUCAUUGACCGUGACCGUUGCGCUAAAUAUUCGCAAACUCGUCUCGCUCUUGCUGUCGAUUUAUCUCUUUGGAAAUCAGCUUGGUUCGGGCGUUUUACUCGGUGCCGUGCUGGUUUUUGUUGGCGGGGGUUUAUAUGGGGUUGAAGGUGCUAGACUGCGGAAGUCGAUGUCAAAGGAGAAAAAGGCCCAGUGA
Penicillium waksmanii is the source of this 1299-nucleotide messenger RNA. RefSeq lists its product as uncharacterized. The coding region runs from base 1 to 1299 and encodes 432 amino acids. NCBI's taxonomy places the organism in Eukaryota, Fungi, Ascomycota, Eurotiomycetes, Eurotiales, Aspergillaceae. Gene Ontology annotation, biological process: transmembrane transport. Gene Ontology annotation, molecular function: UDP-N-acetylglucosamine transmembrane transporter activity. The transcript has 4 exons. The record is from RefSeq and is a predicted model, not a curated record. Gene Ontology annotation, cellular component: endoplasmic reticulum membrane; Golgi membrane.